ACUGAGGCUUCGCCUCUUGAUCCUUUGGCUUUUCCAAAUAUCAAUUCAGAAAAGACUGAUUGAAUGCACUUUCAACAUUCUACUAUUUCAAUCCACUUCCUUCCUGAUCCCUUUUGAACGUGACACAAGGUGACAUUUCUCCAAAGCCUUGCACGGGCAUCAUCCACGAUGUCAGACCAGCACGAAGGCAACCCGGAGCAGCUCGGAAAAUUUCCCAUGUCUUUGCAGGAAUUUGCGAAAGCUGUUCGGGAACUUAUGGUCAAGGAUUGCAAAAUUGAUGCCUGCCUUGAUAAAUUUAUAUUUCGGACCUAUCAACUCCCAGGAAAGAAAAAAGGUUUUCCGUGGAUCCCCGUUGAAAAUCUCAAAGAAGGCGAGAAGCCAGUUGACGGGUCUUUGCUGGACCAAAUUGAAGAUGACCUGUUGGCUGAAUUAGACUCUUUCAUCCCGGAAUUUUGCGAAGAGGAGUUUCCAGACUCCGCCACACGUGACCAUAAACUGGACAUACUUGAAGCGAGGUUGAGAAAGCGAUGGAAGGAAUGGUUACUGUGGGAGAAGACGGCACCAAGCGGUGACAAAGAGCUGCACAAAAAGCUAUUGGAGGUCAGAGGUACACGGGAUCUUAAUGUACAGGGUGUAUCCGUCAAACAGGACAAGGACGAUUCCAGGAUUACAUCUCCAGGGGUAGGUCAAUUACAACUCGACGAGCUAAAAUCCGUGGUCAAAGACGAUCAAUCCGCAGCAUUGUUCACUUGCGGUGGCUCAAUUGCCAUCACCCACUCGCAGGAUAGAUGCGAUGUGUUGCGGCAAUCCUCCCCGGUCACUCUGUAUUGGUCUUCCAAGGAUGGAACCAUUUGCAAAACCAUUCUACCUGGAUCAAAUGCAGAUUCCAAUACUGGUUCAUUCCAGACGUUAGUCGAAGACUGUACCCCAGCUACAUUUGGGCUCGGUCAUCGAGACGUGCUGGAUCCUUCUUACCGCCACGCUGGAAAACUGGACACUGGCCGUUUCGGCACCACGUUCCACCCAGCCGACUUCGGUAUCCUGGAUUCUGUUGAGCAAACAUUGCUACCGAACAUAAGCUCUUCGCUAGAGAAUGCUCUGGAGUUUCGUCGGGUGAGAGCUGAGCUCUACAAGUUGAAUGUUUACUCUGGCCCUUCAGGAUUAUUUCGCGCACACGUUGAUACCCCACGCUCUCCAAACCAGUUUGGAUCCUUAGUGGUCUGUCUUCCAUCACCUCACCAAGGUGGAAAACUUGUAGUCCGCCAUCAGGGUGCCUCCGUGGAGUUUCCUUGGGAUGAUGGAAGCCUUUCAAAUAUCCAGUGGGCGGCAUUUUACAGCGAUUGCGAACAUGAGAUAGAACGUGUUACUGAAGGACAUCGGGUAACUUUGACAUAUAACUUGUUCAUCACCGAACCGCUUGGUGCAAGCUUAUUGCCUAACCCAUUAGUUGACCCUCGUACUCUACCUCUGUACGCCCGAAUGAAGGGUUUGCUUGCCCAGGCCGAUUUUAUGGAUGAAGGCGGUAUUCUCGGCAUUUUCUGCUCCCAUUCUUAUGCUCACACCAGCAAAGAAGCCAACCUCUUACUGCCUCGAAAGCUCAAGGGUGCGGAUAUGGCGCUUUACGCGACUUUGAAAUCCCUCGGACUCUGGGUUCGGAUUAUGCCCAUCCUCCAUGCCAAUAUCUAUGAGAGGGACUAUUCGUCAUCUUGUGAGCUUCGCGAAUAUCGCAAACAAGGCUACGUUAACAGUACACGGAAAGAAACGACACCAAGACCCUUGAAAUUGAAGUAUUUCCAUCUAUUUCACAGUGAUGAUUACGUCCAAGAUGUACACAAGAGGUGGCAAUUUCUGUACAAGACAAGAAUUCCUCAUGGUGCCGGCUUGCGGGUUAAUAUAGUGGGGACUGCAUUGCAUCCCAUGGCCACGAGUGAAUGGGAUUAUGAUACGCCAUUUCCAGAAGUUCUCGGCUCGUUCUGGCCGAGCAUAUGCGUUUCCGAUAUUAACUGGAUAAAUAAGCCAGGGAGUAGAAAACAAGCUUUAAGCCAUAUGGUCUAUGGAAAUGAGGCCUCCACGCAAACGGAGUACUCAAGCGCAGCUAUUCUUGCAAUUAUUCCGCCAUGGGAUCAACGAAAUACCGAAACCCUUGGCAAUUGA
This is a messenger RNA of Coccidioides immitis RS, 2154 nucleotides long. RefSeq lists its product as uncharacterized. The transcript is spliced from 7 exons. The coding region runs from base 169 to 2154 and encodes 661 amino acids. NCBI's taxonomy places the organism in Eukaryota, Fungi, Ascomycota, Eurotiomycetes, Onygenales, Onygenaceae. The record is from RefSeq and is a predicted model, not a curated record.